Closterium sp. Naga37s-1 is the source of this 1059-nucleotide messenger RNA. NCBI's taxonomy places the organism in Eukaryota, Viridiplantae, Streptophyta, Zygnematophyceae, Desmidiales, Closteriaceae. The record is from the annotation of a GenBank genome assembly.
AUGACCACGGCGGAUGGCGCGGUACAUGUAGCCCCCUGUAGCGCAUGUAACCGAAGUCAUCGGAGAGGUAUUCGUUGUAUCCAUACCACUGGUGAGAGUGACGAUGAGAGCGAACCGGACGAGGAGUCGGGCAGCGGGGAAGAUGAGGGGGAUGGAGAGGAGAAUGGGAGCACACCGGCAGAUUCGGGGAGGGCGCCAAAGAAGGGGAGGGCAGCAAGGGAGAGGAGGGAGGCAAGGAAGGGGAGGGCAGCAAGGGAGAGGAGGGAGGCAAGGAAGGGGGGGGCAGCAAGGGAGAGGAGGGAGGCAAGGAAGGGGAGGGCAGCAAGGGAGGGAUGGGCAGCAGGAAACGGGAGGGCUUCAAGGGUUGGAAGGGCAGCCGGGAAUGCAAGGGCAGCAUGGCACGUGUGGGCAGCAGGGAAUGGGGGGACCACUGGGAAUGGGUUGGCAGGAGGGAAUGGGGGGGGCACCGGGAAUGGGUUGGCAGCAGGGAAUGGGGGGGCCAGAUUGUUUGGGAGGGCAGCAGGGAAUGGGCGAGCAGCAGGGAAUGGGAGGGCGGCAGAGAAUGAGAGAGCCGCAGACAUUGGGAGGGCCACAGGGAAUGGGAGGGGCACAGGGAAUGGGAGGGGCACAGGGAAUGGGAGGACCACAGGGAAUGGGAGGGGCACAGGGAAUGGGAGGGGCACAGGGAAUGGGAGGGGCACAGGGAAUGGGAGGGCCACAGGGAAUGGGAGGGCCACAGGGAAUGGGAGGGGCACAGGGAAUGGGAGGGGCACAGGGAAUGGGAGGGGCACAGAGAAGGGGCGGGCAGCAGGGUUUGGCCGGGCAGCAGGGGAUGGGCGGGCAGCAGGGACAGGGCGGGCAGCAGGGAAUGGGCGGGCAGCAGAGAAUGGUUGGGCGGCAGAGAAUGGGAGAGCCGCAGAUAUUGGGAGGGCCACAGGGAAUGGGAGGGCCACAAGGAAGGGGUGGGCAGCAGGGAAGGUGCGGGCAGCAGGGAAUGGGCGGGCAGCGGGGAAUGGGCGGGCAGCAGGGAAUGGGAGGGUUGUUACAAAGGCAAUUUAG